Messenger RNA from Sycon ciliatum, 3432 nucleotides. Its product is annotated as AT-rich interactive domain-containing protein 1B-like. The transcript has 6 exons. Lineage: Eukaryota; Metazoa; Porifera; Calcarea; Leucosolenida; Sycettidae. Gene Ontology annotation, molecular function: DNA binding. The coding region runs from base 1040 to 2725 and encodes 561 amino acids. The record is from RefSeq and is a predicted model, not a curated record. Gene Ontology annotation, biological process: regulation of DNA-templated transcription.
AGAACAUUCCAUAACCGAAAUCGCUGACGCUGGGUUCUCAGCCACCCACCAUUAGCGGGUAGCGACCCCGCAGCCUCUCGGUCAAAAGUUGGAGAUUCCAUGAUCCGUUUCUGCUGCCCUUUACGGCCACAGUUGAGUGGCAGCAUCAAGGGAGGAUCACCUCAGCACACCCAUUGUAACCGCACACUAGUAUGGGAUGAGACCUCCGCCAAGAAUCUGAAUAGCAUCUGCUAGCGCCACGGGCUGAGCUGAUCUGGCGAGUCACGCCACGGACAGUCAGAGCUUCCUUGUUUAGGGAUCAUGAUAACGUCGAGAGCUGUGCGGUCUUAGCGACUGCUCGCUGGCCUGGUCCGCUGAAAGUCACUUCUCACCGUGUACAACUGCCGUUCAGCCGCUCGUGUGUCGGGUAGUGGAGAUAUCGCAGUGUCCGACUUCCCAACACUCUCCAUUCUCCGUCAUCCUGUGACGGACGCCUCCCCGUCUCUUCGCGCGAAUCACCUUCAGUGCGUCCGUGAGUGUGGGUAGCAGCAUCACCAGCAGAAUCUGGAGCCACUGCGGUGGUCUUGUGCAAGAGUCUCUCCACUGAACACGGACUAGUGGUCACCUGACGCCCACCGCCGGGAACAUUGGUGGGUGCACGUGUAAGAAAGACAAUAACAAUGUAUCUACACGCCUUCAGGCGACCGUAUCUCCGGGCUAUUUUCCCCUCGUCCGAACUUGGGCUGAGCGUUCCGCGUCCGGAUACAUCUCUCCUCCUCACCAGCUCUCCUACUGACGCUAUUGCUGUUGGCACGGGGAGGCGACGAAACCUGCUGCUUGGAGCUCUGAUUAGAGGUGCUGGUGCUGGUGCUCGCGAUUUAGCCCUUCAAUAGCAACAUCAUCCGUCACUGGGGCUAUUUAGGCGUACAAGUAUAAACUGAAACUGUGCUUUUGUGCAAGAGGUCGACGGUAGCCAACUUGCCCGCUAAAAGGGCAGUGCCCUAGCUUGCACUUGUUGUUGCUGUGACUGUCAGAAACUCUGCGUACCAAUGAACAGAUCAUGCUAGCUAUGCUGCCCGUAGCGCCAAUCAAGGAAGAGCUUUGCUACCCGGUCUGCACUGCCCAGAGAAUGAUGCCGUCCACACCUAGCAACACAAUGGCCGGUGGUGUUGGCGCAGGCACAGGCAGCAGCGGUGUAUCCAGCUACUCGCUCGGAGCAAAGCACUCGCCGGACCGACACGCCACAUCGUCCGCCACCAGCUUCGACUCGUCAACACUCGCAUCGGCCUGGUACCCCAACCAAGCUACUGCAGCCUACCAAACUGGACAGGUUCAAAAUGCAAAGACAGCCCGACCCUUAGAAGAGUCAACGAGGCCACAUGCACACAGACGCAUUGAGCCGGGUGAGCAGUUUGUUGCGGGUAACGGAGGUCCGUGGGAUCCCCACCAGGAUUGGAGAACCAAAGACCGAUUCCCUAUUGCUGGCAAUGUACCAAGUCUCGUGCCCACGGCCACAUCCAAACAGAUCGGCGCCACCAGUCCCAGUGUUCAAACCUGUCUUGCGCAAGCACCUCUCUCUCCAAUGACGCCUGUCACAUACGGAGAAGCAUCGAGAAUGCCGUCAACGUCGCAAGCCCAUCAGCCUCCAACGUCAUGCAUAGCGUCACCAAUCUCGACAGGCCAGUACCCUCAUGCCGGGGAGGACGGUCUUCCCUCGUUUCCGUUUGGCCAACAACACGUGGCUCCACCGCUCACAGCAGCUAUUACCAGACAGCAUAGUGCUCCAGAGAACUAUCCACAUGACCAGCAUCACCAUCAGCAGCACCACCACCACCACCAUCCACAGCACCAUCAUCAUCCUCAGCAGCAGCAGCAGCAGCAACACUCUGCAACACCGUACGCACACAAUUCCGCAAUGCCAGCAGCACUCGCAUCACAGCCGGCAACGGUACACUCUGGAGCAGGCUGGGAGCCAGUAGUCGGUCAGAGUGCACCCGCUUCAGGGCCCACACUAGGUGCGGUCGGAAGUAGUGCGGGUGUCAGCGCUCACUAUCCUAAUCAACAGGCCUACACACAGCCCUGUACAACGGCCGGUAUGGUGGGCGGCAUUUCAAGGGUGUCGGGCCAGUACCAACAGUCGCCCACCGCUUCAUUCGGUAUGCCUAGCAACCCUCCUGCCCUACUACCCCAGGGCAUGGGCCCGAUGGCCCAAGGUCAGCUGUCUCCCGAACACAGUGCGCAUUCGGCAGGUCCAAUACCUACUCCAUCACAGCAGCAACAGCAGCAGCAAUACAUGGGGCAGCAAGCCACACAGCACUGGCCGCCAUAUCCCGGUGUGAAUCGCUGGGAAACAGGUGUCCGGCAUGCGCAGACGCCCCACCAGCAGCCAUCGCAGUACCUUCAUUUGCACGUCGGAGAUAGGUCGCAUGUCGCCGGUCCUCCGUCAAAGUCGGGCUCCUUCUGGGAAACAUUUCAAAUCUGCCCGUUCCACGUUAGAACUCGUCCCACCAGACUGAAGCCAAAAGAUUCGCUGUUGACGGGGAAAAGAAAGUUUCGCUGCGAAACGUGCACCGGCAUAUUAGAGGAUUGGGCUCGUGAGCAUGGUUGCUACCCGACAAUGGAAGACCGCGGGCGCCUCCUGCUGAAAGUCGGCAUGACGUCCAAGCAGCUGAACAACUGGUUUUGCAACCAUCGGCGCGCCACCGUACGCUACUCCACUGCAGAUGACACGGCAACCACUCACUAGCUUCUUCUUGUGCUUCAGAGCUCAAGCCGGAAUAGCGCAGAAUUUGUGUUGCCAAUCGGUUCGAGAAAUAGAUAAAAGGUGCAGCCUGGAAGGCGGCGGCGGUGGUGGUAGUGGUGGUGGUGGUGGGCUCUGAAUCAUCGCAGAAGUAACAUGGCUACAGCGUUGAGUUCAUCCCUUGGUGUUGUCAUGGCAACCUCCAUCAAUUUUCAAAUGAGAUGUCAUUUAGGUAAAUUGCAGUGCUGCUCAAUGAAAUCCAAUCACAAAGACCAAGUCGCCGCACAGCGCCUGUUCACAUUCCAGUGUCCGCAGGUCUAGGGCUGCACAGCGUCCGUCAUGGCAUUCACGUGCUGGAUUGGAUUUCAUUGAGCCUCGGUACUGUAGUCGAACUUUUACUCCGUAACUUGGAUGGAUGCUACAUUGUAGCGCCAUCAGGGUCACAACUUGACAAUAUACUUUGAAGUAAUUAUUUGUAGUUCUCACGGCUUUGAGUGCAUUCUGUUUAGUAAUGGCUUUGAGUGCAUUCUAUUUUAGUAACGGCUUCGUUCCGCCACAAUCACAGCCGAGCAAUGCUUGCUAUGUGCUUCUUGCCUAUGCGACUAGUGUAUCUGCUGCAGUUGGUUCCUGCACGUCCAUGCACCAUCAUUGGCACUGAGACAGCUGCUUUCUUACUAUGGAAAAGAAUCUUCAAAUAAUUAACUGUUAUCCUU